This is a messenger RNA of Gregarina niphandrodes, 567 nucleotides long. RefSeq lists its product as hypothetical. The coding region runs from base 1 to 567 and encodes 188 amino acids. Lineage: Eukaryota; Apicomplexa; Conoidasida; Eugregarinorida; Gregarinidae. The transcript has a single exon. The record is from RefSeq and is a predicted model, not a curated record.
AUGCGUGUUGCUGAGGGGUUGCUUAAUCGCAAAAGCAAGUCAGCACCAGCAGCAGGGGAUCUUGAGAAACUAACAUCGCACCGAUUCUGGCAGAGAGAUGUCCUGCGCUUGGGUCGUUUCCUAUGCCAACCAGAGACAAUCAAAUACAUCCUUGGAAUGGAGGCCAGGUUCUUGUGUAAGGACCUAUCGAACGAUGAAAAAGUGGAGCUAGCGUCAGCUAAGGGGGAAUCGAGCUACCCGGAUAAGGUUAGAGCGCACGGAGAAGAAAUGAGCACCGACUUUGCGGUCAUGCAAUUGCCUUCGUCCAAAGACGAUAAGCUGUUGGAUACUGCCGAACUUUCCAAAUUGCAGAGAGCACGCGCGAUGAACGAUGGACAAGCUGAACAGCAGAAGACUGUAGAGAGACGCAAAAGCAAGGACCUCAACCAAUUGACCAUACUGUAUGGAAAGAAGAACCUACCGGAGGUCACUGCGCGCCGCGAUGACUGGGAAGAAAUGGACAGCACGUAUUGCAACGCGUUUCUCGCAUGGAACAAGGCUAGUAAGGGGGAAGCAAGUAAUGAGUAA